AUGCUCCAGACCGGGGGGGCGCGGCCAUGCACCCAGAUCGAGAGGGGAGGCCGUGUCGCUCCUGCCGCGGCCGGAUCCAAGGCCAAGUCUGUGGGGUCAUUCUCGGGCUCCUCGCAGGGGCCACAGCGGCGGGAGCCACAACCACGGCGGGUCCGAACCCUAGCCGCCGUAGUGGGUCACUGGCACGACCCUCGCACCUCUGACGGGCAACGGCACCAAGGAUCGCUCUACGCGGGCCUUCAUCAGCGCCAGCUUCACCACCGGGACCUGCAACCUCCUCCUCCGGCGUUCAUCUGCAUCAGGGCAGCUAAGAGGGCAUGGGCCUCGACCUCCACGGACGGUGUCCAGAUCGAGCGGAGCUUCCCUUCCUCUGCCUGGCGGGGCAAGGACAAGGACAAGCAGCAACAUCAUCGCAUCAUCAAGAGCAGCCUCAUCCUCUUCAUGCUGGCUCGACUGCCUCUGAUUCUUCCUGUUUGCUGCCUUGCCUUGCAGAUGCGGCAGCUCAAGGGCGAGGUCGACAUUUUCUCCAGGGCCGACGGGUCGGUGCUGUUCGAGAUGGGCAACACCAGGGUCAUCACCGCCGUCUACGGCCCCUAA
Molecule: messenger RNA, 597 nt
Organism: Triticum aestivum (bread wheat)
Lineage: Eukaryota; Viridiplantae; Streptophyta; Magnoliopsida; Poales; Poaceae
Exons: 3
Coding region: 1-597 (198 amino acids)
Source: RefSeq, a predicted model, not a curated record